UUAAAUUUUUGUAUAAAGUAAAAUCGAUGUGUGACAUUUUAGAUCACGAUGAAUUACGAUCUAAUUCACGAUAUUCGGUUGUUCGAACGUGUAAUUCUUGAUGAAAACAAGCGCCUCUCUCCGGAGCACCCUUCAGUUGUUAGUUUGGAAUACGGCCCUGCUGCAGCCACUUACGCGGCGGUAAUAACUCUACGUUGUCGCACCGAACUUAGUUACUCGACGAGUGUCGGCAGGAGUGAGUGUUUCACGCGUUCCAAAUAGCUAUAUGCGCUUUUUCAUUUUCUCACCGAAGAUUUCGAGUUUGUCAAGAAGACAAGAAACACGUAUUUUUCAUGUAGUUUUAUACGCGUAGAAAUAUUACCUGUACAUUUGCUGAUUACACGUACAUAUAUUUUUUUAUUUCUGGUUUCUUCUUUAUUUGUAUUUUCCCUACAAACCAGAAAAAACAUUGUAUCAGGUGAUAGCAUCAUACUUUGAAAGGACAUUUAAAGAGGCGCGCGCGCCCGACGAAUGUGUAUUUCGUUUACUUCGGUUGGCAGGACUGUUCGGAAAAUUCGGAAAGUGAACAGGUGUUUUUUGAAUGGAUUAGCGAGAGAGAGAGUGGGCAAAAAGGAUGCGUAAGGAUUCGGUGAAUGGUGAACGAUCGGCGAAUUAAAGGAAAUUUACAAAUGAUCGAGGCUCUGAAAGAUGUGCAUGAAUAUGGAUUUAUAUUCGAGUUACUAAUCAAAAUGAGGUGAGUCCUAGGAACGUAACCUCAGUCCUAUAUGAGCGGUAUGUGCUUGUAACCUCGCAAAGCAAAAAGGAGUUUUUAUUGUUCACAGAUAAGAGGAUCUUGGAAGGGUAAAAUAUGCAAAGGAAAUGAGGAUAUAGUUAGCCACAACGGCAAAGAAUUGCAUAAUCUUGAAGAUAGAAUUAAAAUUUAAAUAUGCCACAUCAAUUUGGAUUGCCCACAAUGGCUCAUGGCAUGCAGUCUCCUCCAUCACCGACUUCAGUCAUGUCGGUGUAUCCUCGCUAUGGCUCAGGCAUGUAUAGAUCUGAUCAUCAAGACCAGAGACUUACUCGUGAAGCAAUGGAACGUUACCUACGUGAUCGAAGUGACAUGGUGAUUGUAAUUCUGCAUGCUAAGGUAGCACAAAAAUCAUAUGGUAAUGAAAAGAGAUUUUUUUGUCCUCCACCGUGCAUUUAUUUAUUUGGUGAUGGUUGGAGAAUGCGACAAGAACAGAUGCUUCGUGAAGGUGAAAGUGAACAGUCAGCUCAACUUUGUGCUUUCAUUGGAAUUGGCAAUUCUGAUCAAGAUAUGCAACAACUUGAUCUCAAUAAUGGAAAACAAUAUUGUGCAGCAAAAACAUUAUAUAUUUCAGAUUCUGACAAAAGAAAGCAUUUUAUGCUCUCUGUAAAAAUGUUUUAUGGAAGUGGACAUGACAUUGGUGUAUUUCACAGUAAAAGAAUAAAAGUAAUUUCAAAACCUUCUAAGAAAAAACAAUCUUUAAAAAAUGCAGAUUUAUGUAUUGCAAGUGGUACAAGAGUAGCACUUUUUAAUCGCUUAAGAUCACAGACUGUUAGUACACGUUAUCUCCAUGUAGAAAAUGGUAACUUUCAUGCAAGUUCCACACAGUGGGGUGCAUUUACAAUUCAUUUAUUAGAUGAUAAUGAAAGUGAGUCUGAAGAAUUUCAAGUGCGUGAUGGAUAUGUUCAUUAUGGCAGUACAGUGAAGUUAGUAUGCUCAGUCACAGGGAUGGCAUUACCACGAUUAGUAAUUCGUAAGGUUGAUAAGCAAAUGGCCAGUCUUGAAGCAGAUGAUCCAGUAUCACAGCUGCAUAAAUGCGCCUUCUAUAUGAAAGAUACGGAUCAUAUGUAUCUUUGUCUUUCUCAAGAACGUAUUAUACAAUUCCAAGCAACGCCGUGUCCUAAAGAAGCAAAUAAAGAAAUGAUAAAUGAUGGUGCUUGCUGGACGAUAAUCAGUACAGAUAAAGCAGAAUAUCAGUUUUUUGAAGGCAUGGGACCAGUAAGAUCACCUGUAACACCCGUACCGCUUGUUCAUAGUCUUCACUUAAAUGGUGGUGGAGAUGUUGCCAUGCUCGAAUUAACUGGUGACAAUUUUACUCCUAAUCUUCAAGUAUGGUUCGGAGAUGUUGAGGCAGAGACAAUGUAUAGAUGUCAAGAAAGUAUGUUAUGUGUUGUACCUGAUAUAUCACUCUUUAGAGGAGAAUGGUUGUGGGUACGGCAGCCUACACAAGUUCCAGUUUCUUUAGUGCGAAAUGAUGGAAUCAUUUAUGCAACUGGUCUAACAUUUACUUACACUCCUGAGCCUGGUCCACGCCCACAUUGUCCACCUGCAGACGAAAUAAUGAGAGCUCCACGUGCCAUGCACAAUCAAGCUAGUAUGUCAUCAGCAAUAGCUGAUGUACCAUGGAAUACGCAUCAACCUCCGCAAUCAGGCCUCUGAUGUUCUCUAGAUAAUUAUAAUAUGAACCAAAGUCUAAAACAUAGUGAUACAAAUGAUGUUCCAUUUGCAUCUGUUGACAAUAUUGAGGGUACUAGUGGUAGUAUCUACAUCAUGAAGAUGUUAUCGGUGGAAGUCAAUAGCGCUGCACGAAAUUUAGACAGUAUAAAAACGUAACAUUUAGCUCACCUUGUAAAAGGUGCGCAAAAUAUGUACAAUACCGUGCAUUAUUUACAUAUUAAUAUAUGGACAUAUAAGUUGUUGAUAAAAAUUUACAGAGAUAAUAAUUUAUAGCAAUCUUAGAUAUAAGAAAUUACAUGAUAAAAAUGUGAAUAAUUAGUGAAUUAUGCAAUAAAAAGACAGGUUGACGGGUUUUAAUUGAAUGAUGCUCAUAGAUAUAUUACUCAAAUGUAACAGCAUAAUUGUAUAACAUAUACGAGAACAACAAUUUUAAAAUGCAUAUAUAUAAAGAUAUGCAAUGUAACUUGUAUAAUUGCAUAUCAAUAGGGAUGGAAUGGUUGUGCAUUUAACAGUGAUCCAGUCACUUUUAAAAGAUCUUUAUAAUUACUGUUAUUGAAAGAAUAUAGUUACACAUAAAUAUUUUACCUGCAGGAUAAGAUGUAAUGCAAUAUGCAAUGUGUCUAGAAAUGAGCAUAAAUAAAUAUUUUGCACAUUUA
Molecule: messenger RNA, 3120 nt
Organism: Vespula pensylvanica (western yellowjacket)
Lineage: Eukaryota; Metazoa; Arthropoda; Insecta; Hymenoptera; Vespidae
Gene: Su(H)
Product: suppressor of hairless protein
Exons: 2
Coding region: 926-2446 (506 amino acids)
Biological process (GO): regulation of transcription by RNA polymerase II
Cellular component (GO): nucleus
Molecular function (GO): DNA-binding transcription activator activity, RNA polymerase II-specific; RNA polymerase II cis-regulatory region sequence-specific DNA binding
Source: RefSeq, a predicted model, not a curated record